CAUGCUAUUUUAUACUUGCUUUUUGUUUUUCUCUAUGUAAGCAUGUCCUCUGUCCGAGCAAGUUACUUGUACAUAAACAUUGAUCUGUAAUCUGACUACAACUUGUAGUCGUCUGUGGCGUAGAAAUUAUAUGAUGAAUUUGGAAUAUGGAAUUCUGUUUGUUUUUAAUGCAUGAAAUAUUUUAUCUGCAACCAGCAAAUGGCUUUACCUCCAUUAGUGCGGCGAGAACGGAUCGAGCGAGGUAUGCAGUCGGAUCAGACGGUCAUUAGCUUGAGGCCUGGUGGCGGCGGCAUCCGAGGCAGCAGACUCCUCGCCCCCCGCUUCCACUCCCCCGCCUUUGCAGCCGCUGCCGCCACCGGUGGAGGGUCGUCGUCCCUGAUCUCCUUCUCACCCUCCGACAUCGGCUUCCUCGGCCCCCAUGGCGGCGCCGGCACCGGCAAGACUGGAGAUUCACCCUUUGAGGCUCGUGGGCAAAUUUGUUAUUCAAGGGACCAACUUUUACAACUCCGAGAGGCAGCUCAAGCACCGGAAGAUAUCUUGAAAAUCAAGCAAGAGAUUGAGGAAGAACUUCAUGGUGAAGAUCAGAGUUGGGUUCGUGGUGAUGCAAAUUUGCAAAGUCUAUCACCUAUUCGCUAUUCCAAGCCAGACAAUUGUGAUUGGCGUGGCCAAUCAGGGAAACUAUCCUCAGUUGGAGAUGAGCGAUCUUGGGAUACAAUUCGUGAUAAUAAGGAGUCAUAUGCUUCCAACAGAAGACAACCAGAACAACUAAAUAGGCAGGACCAGUUGAGCUCCGAGUCUUCUUCAAGAGUUCAAGUAUCUUCCAGCCAAGGGGCAGGACCUGCUCCUGCACUAAUCAAGGCUGAAGUGCCAUGGUCUGCCCGAAGAGGCAAUCUCUCUGAGAAAGAACAGGUUCUGAAAACAGUAAAGGGUAUACUGAACAAAUUGACACCGGAGAAAUUUGAUGUUCUCAAGGGUCAGCUGAUCAAUGCAGGAAUCACCACACCUGAUAUUCUAAAGGGUGUCAUCAUGCUUAUAUUUGAGAAAGCUGUUUUGGAACCUACCUUCUGUCCCAUGUAUGCUCUACUGUGUUCUGAUCUAAAUGAAAAGCUUCUGCCAUUUCCUCCAGAAGAAGCUGGGGGAAAGGAGAUCACAUUCAAGCGGAUACUCUUAAACAAUUGUCAGGAGGCCUUUGAAGGUGCUGACGAUCUGAGGGCCGAGGUUAGAAAGUUGACUGGCCCAGAUCAAGAAAUGGAACGUAUGGAUAAAGAAAGACUAGUGAAGCUCCGUACACUUGGGAACAUCCGCCUGAUUGGGGAGCUUUUCAAGCAAAAAAUGGUGCCUGAGAAAAUAGUUCAUCAUAUCAUUCAGGAGUUAUAUGAUGGGAAGACAUGUCCUGCUGAGGAAAAUGUUGAGGCGAUCUGUCAGUCUUUCAAAACCAUUGGUAAGCAGCUGGAUAAGAGCCCAAGGUCUCGUCGCUUUAAUGAUGCCUAUUUCAACCGGUUGAACAAGCUGAUGAAAAAUCCCCAGCUCGCACCACAGUUGAGGUUCAUGGUUCGUGAUGUUCUUGAUCUGCGUGCCAACAACUGGGUUCCCCGACGAGAAGAGGCAGUUCGAGCACCGGAAGAUAUCUUGAAAGCCAAGCAAGAGAUUGAGGCAGAACUUCAUGGUGAAGAUCAGAGUUGGGUUUGUGGUGAUGCAAAUUUGCAAAGUCUAUCACCUAUUCGCUAUUCCAAGCCGGACAAUUGUCAGGAGGCCUUUCCUCCAGAAGAGCUUGGGGGAAAGGAGAUCACAUUCAAGCGGAUACUCUCAAACAAUUGUCAAGAGGCCUUUGAUGGUGCUGACGAUCUGAGAGCCGAGGUUAGAAAGUUGACUGGCCCAGAUCAAGAAAUGGAACAUAUGGAUAAAAAAAGACUAUUGAAGCUUCGUACACUCUGGGGCUUGCUUUACGGGUCCAUGCUGGAUCAAAUAGUAGCUGAGGAGAUCAUGAAGAAAGUGGAAGAUUCCAGGUUCCGGUCAGCGAUGUUUGAUGGAGUGAUGAAAAAUAUAGAAGCAAAACCAUCUGGUCAGGCAAUGAUAGGUUCACAGGCGGCAUCCAUCACUGCCUGCAAGAAUAUUCUCGAUAUCCUGAAUAGCAGCAGUGCUAUCCCGUCAAAAAAGAAUACCAAUAGUGCUAGCUUCUGGGACUCUGGUUAAACCGAAACUCCCCUUGUUUCUUUUUUUUCCCUCUCUUUUUCCCCAUGAGGCGAGCAAGUAGUGCCACAAUUUUCGGAAGUGAAGAUUUGAGGAACAAGAAAUCCUCUUAAGUUGUAUAUUUUUUGCGAGUCGCAUGUGUUUAUUGUUGUUUGAAGAUGAUGGGAAAAAGGUGCCAUGAAUUUGUUCUUGAGCCACAGCUUAAUUUUGCUUGAAACUCAAGAUAAACAGGGCUAAAAAUAUUUGAUG
Phoenix dactylifera (date palm) is the source of this 2439-nucleotide messenger RNA. The record is from RefSeq and is a predicted model, not a curated record. NCBI's taxonomy places the organism in Eukaryota, Viridiplantae, Streptophyta, Magnoliopsida, Arecales, Arecaceae.